CCGCCUCCAGAGUCCAAGGGUCCAUGUGGUGGGCAGGUUGAGCUGUGCUGGACACACAGAGGGAGGCUAUAACGGGACAGUUGGCGGGUGAGCAGCAUGGGCUUUGAGGAACUACUGGAGCAGGUGGGCGGCUUUGGGCCCUUCCAGCUGAGGAACUUGGCACUGCUGGCACUGCCCCGAGUACUGCUGCCCUUGCACUUCCUCCUGCCCAUUUUCCUGUCUGCUGUGCCUGCCCAUCGCUGUGCCCUGCCUGGCGCCCCUGCUAACUUCAGCCAGGACACAUGGCUGGAGGCCCACCUGCCCCGGGAGCCUGAUGGCACGCUUAGCUCCUGCCUCCGCUUCGCCCACCCCGAGGCUCUCCCCAAUACCACGUUGUGGGGAGAGGGACAGACCCCUGAGGAGCCAGAGGGCAAGCCCUCCACAGUGCCCUGCUCUCAGGGCUGGGAGUAUGACCACACGGAAUUCUCCUCCACCAUUGCAACUGAGUGGGAUCUGGUGUGUGAGCAGAAAGGCCUGAACAGAGCCACAUCCACCUUCUUCUUCGCUGGUGUGCUGGUGGGGGCUGUGGCCUUUGGAUAUCUGUCUGACAGGUUUGGGCGGCGCCGUCUGCUGCUUGUGGCCUACGUGAGUGCCCUGGUGCUGGGCCUGGCAUCUGCAGCUUCGGUCAGCUAUGUAAUGUUUGCCAUCACCCGCACCCUCACUGGCUCAGCUCUGGCUGGCUUUACCAUCAUCGUGAUGCCUUUGGAGCUGGAGUGGCUGGACGUGGAGCACCGUACCGUGGCAGGUGUCCUGAGCAGCACCUUCUGGUCAGGGGGCGUGAUGUUGCUGGCACUGGUUGGGUAUCUGAUACGGGACUGGAGAUGGCUUCUGCUGGCUGUCACCCUGCCUUGUGCCCCAGGCAUCCUCAGCCUCUGGUGGGUGCCUGAGUCUGCACGUUGGCUUCUUACCCAGGGCCACGUGGAAGAGGCCCACAAAUACCUGCUCCGCUGUGCCAGGCUCAAUGGGCGGCCUGUGGGUGAGGACAGCCUGAGCCGGGAGGCCCUGAACAAAGUGGCUGCUGGGGAACGAGUGGUCCAACGACCUUCGUACCUAGACCUGUUCCGCACACCCAGGCUCCGACACAUCUCACUGUACUGCAUGGUGGUGUGGUUCGGAGUGAACUUCUCCUAUUAUGGCCUGAGUCUAGAUGUGUCAGAGCUGGGGAUGAACGUGUAUCAGACACAGCUGCUCUUCGGGGCCGUGGAGCUGCCCUCAAAGCUGUUAGUCUACCUGUCCGUGCGACAUUUUGGACGCCGCCUCACACAGGCCGGAACACUGUUGGGCACCACCCUGGCCUUGGGUAUUGGACUGCUGGUGUCCUCGGAGAGGAAGUCCUGGAGCACUGCCCUGGCAGUGAUGGGGAAAGGUUUUUCUGAAGCUGCCUUCACCACUGCCUACCUGUUCACUUCUGAAUUGUAUCCUACAGUGCUGAGACAGACGGGUUUGGGGCUGACUUCACUGGUGGGCCGACUGGGAGGCUCUUUGGCCCCACUGGCAGCCUUGCUGGAUGGAGUAUGGCUGUCACUGCCCAAGCUUGCUUAUGGGGGGAUCGCCUUCCUCGCUGCCUGCACUGCCCUUCUGUUGCCAGAGACAAGGCAGGCACAACUGCCAGAGACCAUCCAGGAUGUGGAGAGAAAGAGGUGUGUGCACAGGACUAUGUGUACAUGUGAGCACAUGCAUGUGGAUGUAGGUGCUCAGAUACCUGACACCUUAGGAUUCAAAGAAAGACAUCUGCACAUGUGUACUUGGUGCAUGUAUGUAUGUGUACAUAGGUUGAGUGUUUCAGGGUACAUGACGACCUGGAGUAUGUAAACUGUGUGCAUGUAAGUUUACAUGAGUCCAUAUGUGUGUGUACAUAAAUACUUAAUGUUCAGGAGUGUGAACACUCAAGUAUAUGUGUACACUCAAGUAUGCUUAUACACCAGGAAUGUACACAUGCUUGUAUGUGAGUCACUUGUGUUUGUAUACCAAGAGCUGGGGAGAGCCGUGAGCCUAAUGGGGCUGGCUGGGGUGGUUGGCUCAGGGAUUAAACCCCAUCAUUGCUCAUGACUCCUUCAUCUUCAGUGUCCCAUCCAGUCUUCAGGAGGAAGAGAUGCCUAUGAAGCAGGUCCAGAACUGAGUGGCACUGGAAUAAGGCCUGCCACAACAGCUCUGCAGCAGGGGCUAGAAGAGCAGAAGGGCAGGGCCUGUGACUGAGCCUGAGGCCAUCUCUGCUAGGGCUGGAGUUGCCACCAGUGCCCCUUCUUGUGCUCAUUUAGCCUUGAUUAUUUGGCUUCCAGGAACAGGUGACUUCCCAGAAUGCAGUGGGCUGCUGGAGAUUCUGGCUACCCCUCUCGUGGCUGGGGAGGAUUCUGUAAACAAAGGUAUCCCUUGGGUUUGGGCAAUGGUGAUGAACUGUGGGAACAGCCCUGAUGGCAAUCCACUGAGUUUGCCCUGGGUUCUGAUCCUGGCUUCAUCAUUGAUUUGCUAUGUAAUCUUCAGCAUGUGAUUUUCCCUCUCUGGGCCUCAAUCUGUUCUUCUUCCAAAUGGAUAAUGAAGCCUCUUGGUAGACCUUAGCACAAGAUCUGUUAUCAUGCUCCAAAUGAGAUACUGAAUAAGGUGUUUCUUCUAGAGAUGGUGCUAAAGACAAGAAUGUCCAUUGAUGAUAGGGCUGUCUACUCCGUGGACAGCUAGGGGCUUCCAAUGCCAGACCUAGGGGACCAGGAGGACAGACCUCAUUGUUCUCCGGGCUGGACCAGCUACCUCUGAGGCACUCUGCAGGGCAAUGCCUUCCUCCACCCCUACAUUGCUCAUCCUCCAACCUACUGUCUAGGCUUCAUGCUCAAAGAAAAGUAGAAGACGUGGGAGCCAAAAUUUUAUUGGAAAAGGCAGAGAUGCUAAGAUUUAAUAAACACAAGUUUUAUGAGUAA
Messenger RNA from Otolemur garnettii (small-eared galago), 2948 nucleotides. It is a transcript of the gene SLC22A7, whose product is annotated as solute carrier family 22 member 7. Gene Ontology annotation, biological process: transmembrane transport. Gene Ontology annotation, molecular function: transmembrane transporter activity. The record is from RefSeq and is a predicted model, not a curated record. Bases 97 to 1851 code for a protein of 584 amino acids. The transcript has 9 exons. Lineage: Eukaryota; Metazoa; Chordata; Mammalia; Primates; Galagidae. Gene Ontology annotation, cellular component: membrane.